This is a messenger RNA of Cimex lectularius (bed bug), 1868 nucleotides long. Its product is annotated as amino acid transporter AVT1A-like. Gene Ontology annotation, biological process: L-alanine transport; amino acid transmembrane transport. NCBI's taxonomy places the organism in Eukaryota, Metazoa, Arthropoda, Insecta, Hemiptera, Cimicidae. Gene Ontology annotation, cellular component: vacuolar membrane. The transcript is spliced from 9 exons. The record is from RefSeq and is a predicted model, not a curated record. Gene Ontology annotation, molecular function: L-alanine transmembrane transporter activity; L-proline transmembrane transporter activity. Bases 209 to 1543 code for a protein of 444 amino acids.
UAUUCUGCCAGAUGAGCAAAAAAAAGUCUCAGAAUUACGAUGAUUUGUCUUAAGAUUAAAAAUAAACAAUAAAAGUGAAAUCCCUGACCUAAGGAUUAGUCCAUACAAAUCUAAACACAGUAAUCAAACCCAUCGUUGUAUUUACAUUAUAAAAAUAAUAAAACACCAGCAAUGAUAAAAAGGUAAAGAUAACAAAAGCGAAUGAGCCAUGGCUUACUAUGACAGCGUAUCCAACACCAUUCAUAUAAAUAACAUUGAUAUCAGAUCAAAUCAAGUGCUUCGAGCCACUCGGAAUCAUGGGAUCAGUGCAGUUACAGCAGCAAUUUUUAUUGUCGGGGAAAUGGCUGGGAGUGGAAUUCUUGCACUUCCGAGAGCUGUAGUUGAUGCAGGAUGGAUUGGGUUAAUAAUUAUUGUCAUAUUUUGCGUGAAUGCUUGCUUUGGUGGUACGAGGUUAGCACUUUGUUGGGAAAUAAUUGAAGAAAGGUACCCUGAAUAUAAAGGAACAACAAGAAAUCCUUAUCCAACAAUUGCAGAUAAAACUGUCGGGAAAUGGGGUAGUGUUUUAGUGUCUGCAAGUAUUCAAAUAACUCUGUUUGGAAUUGGAAUUGUAUAUCUGCUUCUGGCAUCUCAAAUUAUACAAGACCUACUGAGACCAUUUUUACAUCAAUUAACAUUCUGCACAUUGUUUAUAAUUUUUUCACUUCUCAUUACACCACCGAUGUGGUUAGGUUCGCCUAAAGAUUUCUGGUUUGUGGGACUUGGGGCAGUUUUGACUACAGCACUUUCUUGUGUGUUCAUCUUUAUCCAAAUGGUCAAGGAUGGUCUUGGUCAUGAUUUCAGGGUGUCACACAGACCAAAAUCAUUCUUUGAAUUUUUUAUAUCCUUUGGAAUAAUUCUGUUUUCCUUCGGAGGUGCUUCAACGUUUCCAACUAUCCAAAAUGACAUGGUAGACAGGACAAAAUUCAAAAAAAGUGUCAUCGGUGCUUUUUGUGCAAUUCUUCUUCUUUAUUUACCCAUUGCAUAUGGAGGAUAUUUUAUUUAUGGGGACAAUACAAAUUCAAACAUUGUACUGUCGCUUAAUAAAGGGAUGUAUGUAACCUUAGCUAAUGUAUGUAUGGCAUUUCAUCUCAUACUUGCCUACCUCAUUGCCAUCAAUCCUGUAUGCCAAGAAGUUGAAAACAUUUUUGACAUACCCAAUGUAUUUUUUAAAGAGUUCUGUUUUCUACGUUGCUUAAUAAGAACGUGUAUAGUACUUUUAAUGGUUAUCAUUGGCGAAUCAAUACCAUCAUUUGCAAUGAUAUUAGCCCUUGUGGGUGGCUCUACUGUCACUCUGUUAACAUUUGUCCUACCAAAUUAUUUCUACAUGAAACUCUGUGAUCAUAAAUGCGACAAUUGGACAAAGAGGGAGAUCCCCUUGUAUAAACGAAUUUACAUGUGGGAAAUAAUUUUAAUAGGCAUUCUAGGAGGAGUGGCAUCGACCUAUUCAGCAGUUUUGGCCAUAUUUCAUUUGGAUUCGAUGAGCAAACCUUGUUACUUGCCAUGAGGACAAGCAUGAUAUGAAUUAUAAAUAGUUACUUGAAAUUAAUAAACAAAUCCUUUUAGAGCGAUCACAAAAUAUUAAACAAACCUUUCAUAUAAUAGUUAAAAUUUGAGAAAAUCAAUUUUGAGUCAGUUAUGAUUAGUGCUAUUCACAAAACUAUUUACACUCAUUUUCAAUUGUUUAUGUUUAAUAGUAUAUACAUAAAGCAAUUCAUUUGGAAUAUGAUUCUAGCUCGAGGUAAGGAUUAUGUCCAGAUCAGGUAAAUAAACCUUUAAUACAAUUAAUUGUCAAAAAUGUAUACUGAAUAAAAUCAAUCUCAGAAAGAAGA